Messenger RNA from Oreochromis niloticus (Nile tilapia), 2207 nucleotides. It is a transcript of the gene dnajc2, whose product is annotated as DnaJ (Hsp40) homolog, subfamily C, member 2. The record is from RefSeq and is a predicted model, not a curated record. Bases 261 to 2114 code for a protein of 617 amino acids. Gene Ontology annotation, cellular component: cytosol. Gene Ontology annotation, molecular function: Hsp70 protein binding; ribosome binding. The transcript has 16 exons. Gene Ontology annotation, biological process: 'de novo' cotranslational protein folding; regulation of translational fidelity. NCBI's taxonomy places the organism in Eukaryota, Metazoa, Chordata, Actinopteri, Cichliformes, Cichlidae.
UAUUAGAGAAAUUGUGUGACAUGUUUAGCUAGCGGGGCCAGGUUUUAAGCUACAGAUAAAACAAAGACGGCGGAACUACAAGUGACGAGGCGCGAUGAUACACCCGGAGGGUUUAGCGGUGUGACAGCAGAGCUCGUUCUCGGAUUGGCAGUGGCGAAAGGAGGCCCAUGUGGUAGAGAGCGGGCCAUAGACUGUAGCACUUUCUGAAGGUCUCACUUGAUUAUUUGGGCAUCUGAAUGUUCGCGUAACCUGCUUUGAAAAUGCUGCUGGAAGCGUCGGAUGGGGGUGAAACGGUUGUCUACAGAGCAGCUGCCGCCUCUGCACAGGUUCAGGUGGAGCCUGUGGGUCGGUGGUUUGAGGCCUACAUAAGGAGGAGAAACAGGAAUGUGUCGUCUUCCUUCCAGGAGCUGGAGGAAGAGGAGGAGUCCUCAGAAGAGUCGGCAGAUGAGGAGUUUCAGCUGGAGGAGUACUCCAUGCUCCGAAAACUUGAUCCUAAAGACUGGAAGAAUCAAGAUCACUAUGCUGUGCUUGGGCUUCCACACCUGAGGUACAAGGCGACACAGAAACAGAUCAAAGCUGCCCACAAAUCGAUUGUGCUGAAGCACCAUCCUGACAAAAGGAAAGCUGCAGGAGAGCAGAUUGUGGAAGGAGACAAUGACUACUUCACCUGUAUCACUAAAGCUAUGGAAAUCUUGUCCGACCCUGUGAAGAGGAGAGCCUUCGACAGUGUAGAUCCUACCUUCGACAAUUCCAUGCCUUCCAAGAGUGAAGGGAAAGAGAACUUUUUCGAGGUAUUUGCUCCUGUUUUUGAGAGAAAUGCCAGAUGGUCUUCCAAGAAACAUGUGCCCAAACUUGGAACUGUGGAGUCCUCUUUUGAAGAAGUGGAUAAUUUUUACUCUUUUUGGUACAACUUUGACUCCUGGAGGGAAUUUUCAUACUUGGAUGAAGAGGAAAAGGAAAAGGCUGAAUGUCGUGAUGAGAGGAGAUGGAUUGAAAAGCAGAACCGAGCUUCGAGGGCUCAAAGGAAGAAGGAGGAGAUGAACAGAAUACGAACACUAGUUGAUACUGCCUACGGCUGCGACCCUAGAAUAAAGAAAUUCAAAGAAGAAGAAAAGGCCAGGAAGGAGUCUGAGAAGAAAGCCAAAGCUGAGGCCAAGAAGAGAGAGCAGGAAGAGAAGGAGAGGGCCCGGCGGGCGGAGCUGGAGGCAGCUCGACUGGCAAAGGAAAAGGAGGAAGAGGAAGCCAAGCAGGCCGCCCAGCAGGCCAAGAAAGAGAAGGAGAUCCAGAAGAAGGCGAUCAAGAAGGAGAGGCAGAAACUCAGGACCAUGUGCAAGAACUGGAACUACUUUGCAGACAACGAGGCUGACAGUGUGAAAAUGAUGGAGGAAGUGGAGAAACUCUGUGACCGCCUGGAACUAACAAGCCUGCAGUCCCUCAAUGAAGUGUUGUCCUCGGGAUCUAAAGAGGAGAACAAGGCAGCAGUGGAAAAGCAGGUGCAGGAGGUCAAUGCUCAGCUGCAGAAGGAGAGGGAGGCUGAGAUCCAGGCCAGGCAGGCGGCUCGCAGCUCUGAGCAGGCCAGCGGGGGAGCGGGCGGGGGGAAGGGCUGGAACGAAGAGGACCUCCAGCUGCUCAUCAAAGCAGUGAACCUGUUCCCUGCUGGAACCAAUGCCAGGUGGGAGGUUAUUGCCGACUAUAUGAACAUGCACUCCACCAGCGGCAUGAAGAGGACGGCCAAAGAUGUAAUCAACAAAGCCAAGAACCUCCAACGACUCGAUCCUGUGCAGAAAGAUGAAAUAAAUAGAAAAGCAUUUGAAAAGUUCAAGAAGGAGCACACAUCAGUGCCGCCCUCCAUCGACAACGCUGUGCCCUCAGAGAGGUUUGAUGCCUCGGGCAGUGAUGGGAAUGCUGCCCCCUGGACCACAGAGGAGCAGAAACUUCUAGAACAAGCCCUGAAGACCUACCCAGUCAACACGCCUGAGCGCUGGGAGAAGAUCGCAGCUGCUGUGCGUGGACGAAGCAAGAAGGACUGUAUGAAGCGGUAUAAGGAACUGGUGGAGAUGGUCAAAGCCAAGAAAGCUGCUCAGGAACAAGUGGCAGCCAAAAAUAAAAAAUGACAAGAACCACGAGUUAAUAGAAUCUGUUAUUUUAACAUUAUUGUGUUGGUCUUUAUUUUAUAAUAAAAAGAAGGAAAAAAUAACGUGACACGA